Helianthus annuus (common sunflower) is the source of this 1025-nucleotide messenger RNA. RefSeq names its product glutathione S-transferase T1. Bases 136 to 864 code for a protein of 242 amino acids. The transcript is spliced from 7 exons. NCBI's taxonomy places the organism in Eukaryota, Viridiplantae, Streptophyta, Magnoliopsida, Asterales, Asteraceae. The record is from RefSeq and is a predicted model, not a curated record.
AGCCGUUAUGUAAUUGGCUGAAAAGAAGUCAAAAGAUAAUGCGGUGAGCUUCAUUUUGUUUUUCGGUGUAUCCACCUCAAAGCCCUUGUCUCUAAUAAUAUUACACAACCCACAAAAAAAACCUUCAAGCAGGUGAUGGCGUUGAAAGUAUAUGUUGAUCGGAUGUCCCAACCGUCUCGUGCAGUUCUCAUCUUCUGCAAAAUAAAUGGGAUAGAUUUCGAGGAAAUCCGAGUAGAUAUCUUGACAAAUAAGCAAUUCUCCCCUGAAUAUAAAGCAAUAAAUCCCAUGCGUCAAGUUCCCGCAAUAGUUGAUGGCCGAUUUAAGCUCUUUGAGAGUCAUGCAAUUCUUAUCUACUUAUGCUGUGCAUUUCCGGGAGUGGCUAGUCACUGGUAUCCCGGUGAUCUAUUCAAAAGAUCUAAGAUUCACUCUGUUUUAGACUGGCAUCAUUCCAAUUUACGCCGUGGAACAGUUGGACUUGUUUUCAACACCAUCAUUGGACCACUAAAUGGACUCCCUUCAAACGCACAAGCAGCCAAGGAAGGUGAGAAGCUACUCGUGAGAUCGUUAGCGAAACUAGAAGAUUUUUGGCUAAAAGAUGGGCGGUUUUUGACUGGAAGCCUUCAGCCAUCAAUAGCGGAUAUCAGCUUAGUAUGUGAAAUCAUGCAACUUGAGCUCUUGAGUGAGAAGGAUCGUGAUCGGAUAUUAAGCCCUUAUAAGAAAGUUGUUCAGUGGAUUGAAGACACAAAGAAGGCAACGGCACCUCAUUUUGAUGAAGUUCACGGGAUUCUCUUUAAAGCCCAGAAAAAAUUUCGAGAGCGGAUGGCAACAGAAUCUGUUAAAAAUGAAGUGAAGUCGAAGAUGUGAGAUCACUUGCUAAGUUUCAUAUCGUCUUUACUUAAAAGAUUAAGUUCAGUUGAUCACAGCCUGUAUGAUAUGUCUCAAGUCUAUAUUUACAAUAUACCGUUUCAGGAUUAUGUAAUCGUCGUUUUGACUAAUAAAUUGGAUUUCAUCCAUUAUCCUUCUUA